GGUCCUAGCUAACCGCACAGCAGCCAACCCCACUCUCCUCUGUGUGAUGUACAGCGGUAAACAAGGCAAAGCUCACCGCUCUCAGGCCACGGACUUAACGGCAAACUGCACGUAGAAAUUUUCUGCCCAUGAACCCAGAGAGUAAAAAAGGUCCACCAUGUCUGAACUUUUUAUGGAGUGUGUAGAAGAGGAGCUAGAACCUUGGCAGAAACAAGUUCCUCAAGUACAUCUAAUUGAUGAUGAUGACGACGACGACGAACCCAUUUUUGUUGGGGUCCUCUCUGGUAACCAAAAGGACAGUAAACCCAACCCUGCACCUCCUCAGAGGAACAGCACAGGGACACAACAAAAGAAAAUUGCUCCAAUUCAGGCUGCUGCAGCCCCCUCACCAAUAGUGCUGCCGCUGAAUGUACCUGCUAGUGCAGUGAAAACUGCAGCCCCCUCCCUGACAACAGUGACUCCACAACCUGUUAUAGUUAAUAAUCAGGGCUUUAUUGUCACCUCUCCACAAUUAACAAACAGCAGUGACCUUAUUGCCACUCUUGGAACCCAGUAUCCCCCUGGAACAUCAUUUACAAUUGUACCAGCCCCUCGGCAGCAGGUCUUUCAGCAGGUCUCUUCAGCCACAGCGUUGCCAGGUGUGGUCCACCGGCCUCAGGUUCAGCAGAUCAGGAACAACGUGGUGACUUUGGCCAAUGUCCAGAGCCCUGCGGUGUAUUCAGCUCAGGCUAAUCAGCUGCAGCUCAAAAGGUCCAACACGCCAUCCCUUCAAAACGUUUCUGGGAAGGACGUCAGCGAUCAGAGCUCAGUCAAACGGGGUUUGAUAACAUCGGAGGUUGACAGAGUCAUAAAAAAAGUCAAACUUGAUUCGGUAACCAUCCAAGUGGAGAAUGGCGUCUUAAAGAGAACCUGCCCCAAAUGUCACGAAGAUUUUCCUUCAGAGGAGGCUGUGAAGUUUCAUAUGGUGCGUUGUCAUGCCGUCGUAGGAGUUGCAGCUCCUUCUGCCCCGAACAUGAGUAACGGAAACAAACUCAUCAUGCUAGUCGCUGAUUUUUACUAUGGGCGCUUCGAAGGAGACGCAGAAAAGAAGGAGGCACUGAAGACCAACACAACUUUCAAGUGUCAAAGUUGUUUAAAAGUUCUCAAGAACAAUAUUAGGUUCAUGAACCACAUGAAACACCAUCUAGAGCUGGAAAAGCAGAACAGUGAGAGCUGGGAAAGCCACACAACCUGCCACCACUGCUACAGGCAGUACAUGACUCCGUUCCAGCUGCAGUGUCACAUCGAGAGUGCUCACAGCCCAAUCGAAUCUUCAACCAACUGCAAGAUAUGUGAGCUGGCGUUUGAAUCGGAGCAAGUGCUCCUGGAACACAUGAAGGCCAACCACAAACCCGGUGAAAUGCCUUAUGUCUGCCAGGUGUGCGAUUACAGGUCCUCCUUCUUCUCUGACCUGGAGGCACAUUUCCGAAGUGUCCAUGAGAACACGAAAGACCUGCUCUGUCCGUUCUGCCUCAAGGUUCUCAGAACGAGUCACAUAUACAUGCAACACUACAUGAAGCAUCAGAAAAAAGGGAUUCAUCGAUGUGGGAAAUGCAGACUAAAUUUCCUCACCUACAAGGAAAAAGUGGAGCACAGGACUCACGUCCACAAGACCUUUAGGAAGCCUAAAGCCUUGGAGGGCCUUCCUCCGGGUACAAAGGUUACAAUCCGGGCCUCCCUGACAGGAAAGGGACCAAUAACGCCACUCGGCUCUAAUCGAUCUGCUGUGACUGUCACUCCAGAACCGGCGGGUUUCCCAAAUUUCAAAAUCAAGCCUCCAGUAAACCUAACCAAGUCCAAAGCAAAAGACCCUAAGGCGGGAAAUGGCAAGUCUACUCAGAACAAAAUGCAGCAAAACAAAAAGCAAGAACGUCGACUUUCCAAGCACAAUCUGGCACUGAAGAAUCUCAGUGCCAGUGAGGGGCGCUACACAUGCAUUGAGUGUAACGGUAAGGUCGACGACUUCUUGUCGCAUUUUCCAAUGCUUUCAAACUGCGGCGCGUGCAAGUAUCGGACAGGUUGCAAAAUAUCUUUCGGCAAUCACAUGAUAAAAUAUCAUAGCACCCUCAGCAAACAGAAGGUUUUGAAAUCGGAUCGCAAAAAGAAUUCACCUGUAUUAAAACUAACCCUCAUCUGUCUCAACUGUGAUCUACUUGUUGAUGCGUCUGGUGGCGACCUAAUGUCCAAGCAUUUAACUGAUCAACCACAUCACACAUGUAAAGUCAUUCAGGAAAAAGAUAUCAGAGCUGAAGACAAAGACCAAGACAAAGUGCGUCUCCAGCAGGCAGCAGAUGAAAAACAGACAGCGUCCCUCUUGCCAACGACAACAGCUUUAGAACCGGAAGAAACGGACUUGAAACAAUCUAUAAACGACACAAGUGAAACACUCGAUGACGCUGGCCGAGCUGGUUUAGAGCAGAAUUUACCAGCAUGCAAUCAGGAAAACGAUUCCGCAAAACCCAGCAACAAUGAAGGGAUUGAGUCAAACCAGUCAUCUUUGGAGGCUGCUUCGUCUUCUUGUUCGUCAGAUGUGCUUUUAAUUCCCCCUGAGGAACCUGAGGGUCACACAGAGAGCCUCUAUGUUGAGGAUCAGCUGUCUGUCUCGGAUGGUUUGUUGGAUCCAGUCACCGGAGAGAAAACACCUUAAAUCCUUCUCAUUUGUUAUAUCAGCUGAAGAAGACAGAUGAUACACUAAAGAUAUGUUCAUCGUUUUCAAAGUAUGAUGACGAUAUCAAACUUUUAUUUUUUCUUCGGAUGUUCAGGACACUGGUUUUACCAACAAGAAGAACCAUUUAAAAUACAGUUCAAAAGUUUUUCAGCACUUCUUUUUUUUUUUAAAUAAAAAAAUAUUACUUUUCAUCUCUGUUGAUUCCAGGAUAUUGUCAGUUUGCCGUUAGACUUGAAUGUUUUACGCUCAUUUUGUGUUUCUUUAAUACAGAUGUGUAGUCUUUGCAGCACAUAAGGUUAACAUCUCUCCAUUUUUCAUGUUGGAAAGUUUAUUUUUAUUUUUUUUUAUUUACUGUACAAGCUUUUAUCCUAAUGAUUUAACGGAAACGGCCCUCCAAGAAUGUUUUACUCUGGGAAGCAAAUAUGCAGUCAAGCUUUUCAGUUAAAAUUGUGCACCUACUCCUCUAAUCAUGCACUUAAAAAAUAACAUAGUUUUGGGGCAUAGUUUCAGCAUUGUGUGGACCUGUAGAGAAAUCUGUUUUUCAUUUAUGAUCUGAAUUAGGUUUUAAUCUAACUAAUCAUUUUUUACAUAGUUUUAAUUUGUAGUCUGCCGUCAUCAUGUGAUUUUUCUUUUCUUUUUUAGGUGUGAUGUUCCACCAGCUCCAGCAAACAUUUUACUAAAAUGUUAAAUUGUUUACAGAAAUCUCCUAUGCGUGCAUAAGUAGCAAACAUAUGGCCUUUCCUUCAGUAUUGACUGAUGGUUCACAACAUGCCAAUCUGACUUGGUAUUCUGCACUCUGCUGAUUUUCAACCACGGUUUAAGUCAUGAACAGAAAAUAAUGUUGGAUAUUAUCCUCCAAGGAAAUGGUUCUGAAAAUGUGGCUCAGAAGAGCACAGUAGGAAAAAUUAUUAUUAUUUUAGGAGUUAAGCAAUUAAAUGUUUCACAGAGCUGCAACCAUGUACAUUUUCUGUCUUAACUAGGCUGAAAGUUCCUUGUGAAACAUGUUAAGAAUAGUUGAAUAUGUCAAAAGCCACUUCAUUUUUUUAAAUUUCUUUUUACCUGUAAAAACAAUCCUGUAAAUACAUUUACUUCUAUGUAUAAAUGUUUUGAUGACAUUCCUGUUAUAUUCUCUAUAUACAUCACAUCAUGCAGAGGAUCUACAUUCUGGGUUAUAGCAGCACAUUUCUGUUUUUGUUCUGUAAAUAAACCUUGAAUAGAA
This is a messenger RNA of Girardinichthys multiradiatus, 3926 nucleotides long. It is a transcript of the gene znf280d, whose product is annotated as zinc finger protein 280D. The record is from RefSeq and is a predicted model, not a curated record. Gene Ontology annotation, biological process: regulation of DNA-templated transcription. The transcript has 18 exons. Lineage: Eukaryota; Metazoa; Chordata; Actinopteri; Cyprinodontiformes; Goodeidae. The coding region runs from base 158 to 2686 and encodes 842 amino acids. Gene Ontology annotation, molecular function: DNA-binding transcription factor activity, RNA polymerase II-specific; RNA polymerase II cis-regulatory region sequence-specific DNA binding.